AUGACCUCGCCGGGGGGAGAGAUUUUGUUGGACCUCCUGAUUCACUUCUCCGACUUAUGCAUCGGCGGCACCUUCGUCGUCGUCUUUCUCAGGCUGCGAAAGAGCAGAUCAGCAGCAGGAUUGUCCUUGCAGACCCUGGCGACUGUAGUUGGCGCCAGAGUCCUGCACUUGUUGAGCCACUACAUUGGGCUGCACUAUCGCCCGAAUGUGCUUCCAUGGCUCCUAUAUCCGUUUAUUGACGUAGUCAGCGCAUGCAUAGGCUGCGCUUUGCUUGCGUCCUUUUGUUUGUAUUACUAUCCCAGCUACGAGAAGGAUAAGGACAAUUUCGGAAUCCACAUCUUCGAACGGCUUGACCUCCUGCCGAAGAACAGCCCCCUGAAGUCAAGCCCCAUGGUGGCCGCAAGCUUCCUCUAUGCUGUAGUGGCAGUGCUGGCGUUGAUGUGGUACUUCGUCAGAAGAUCUCAACAUGGCUUCUGGGUCAGUUACUUCUGUUGCUACUAUGAAGCGAUGGGAGCAGUAGCGCUGAUACCUCAGCUGUGGAUGUUCCAUCAAGACAAGCGGGUGUCGCCCUUGUUAUCGUACUUCGUGGUGCUCACAGCGUUGAACCGGUUCUUCACUCUUUGCUUCUGGAUAUGCUACCCGCGCGUCUUCCUGUGGAGAUACCCAGACAAUCGCGGAGUUCAAAUGGUGUCAGAGACGCUGAACCUCUUGAUUCUCUCGGACUUCCUCUUCUACUGGGCCCGCUCCAAGAUUCGAGGGGAUGCCGAAGUCAUCAUAGGUGACAGCUCGCAGAUGGUGUGA
Symbiodinium sp. CCMP2592 is the source of this 801-nucleotide messenger RNA. The record is from the annotation of a GenBank genome assembly. NCBI's taxonomy places the organism in Eukaryota, Dinophyceae, Suessiales, Symbiodiniaceae.